AUGGAUCUCGAAACGGCCGAUGUCGAUACCCUCAAAACCAUGAUUGAGCUUUCUCUACAGGACCUCAAUGAGCUUCAAACAACCACCACUGGAAAAGGAAAACGCCGUGAUGGAGAACAGACAGACCUUGAGGUUGCCAUUGCCACCUACAUUGUAGAGCUUUCCGGCUUCAAUCAGCUCCUCCUCGACCGCACCAUGUGCGCCAGUAUUGCCGACGCUGUUCGCCAAGAUGCAGCCGCCAUUUCGGAAUUUGUCCGGACUGAGGAGCAGGCAAGGAACGACCACCACAUGGCCUCUGCGUUGAACGAAGAAGCAGACAAUGGUGCUCAACCGGAGGUUCGACCUUCCAAACCGACAGAUGGUUUCACUGAAAGCCAGGACGAUGAUUUCCUUGACAAGUUGAGCGCCAUAUACAUCUCCGACCCAGAGAAGGAGGGCGCAGCUGAGUCCUCUGCAUGGGCUGCUAGUCGCCCGCGCACAACAUCUCCAUGCCCCGGACCCAAGGUCGUUGCGGCCAUGAGAGAAUGCGUGAUAUGCACAGAUCAAUAUCGCUUCUUCGAGGUGGCCACGUUUCCGUGUCAGCACCAUAUGUGCCAGACAUGUCUAACCAAGCUCUUUACGGAUCUAUUGAAGGAUCAGACGCUGUUUCCACCUAGAUGCUGUCACCAGCCAAUCUCUUUGGAUAAGUGCCGCUUCCUGUUGGAACCGGAGCUGGUCGGAAGGUUUUUGGCAAAGAAACUCGAGUAUGAAACUGUUAAUCAGACGUACUGCUCACGGCCGACUUGCUCGCUGUUCAUACCGCAACAGGCUAUCACAUUGGAUGUCGGCACUUGUGUCAAGUGCCGGCAAAGGACCUGCGUGGUCUGUAAAGGCCAAGCACAUGUUGGUACAGACUGCCCUGAAGAUUCGGCAACAAAGGAAGUGCUUCAGUUGGCGGGGACAGAAGGAUGGAUGAGAUGCUAUUCCUGUAAAAGGAUGGUGGACUUGGUGCAAGGCUGCAACCACAUCACUUGUCCCUGUGGCGCUCAGUUCUGCUAUGCAUGUGGUCAAGCUUGGAAAAAGUGUAAUUGCGAGGUGUGGAGCGAAGAAAUGCUCGCGGCUCAAGCUAACAGGCACGUCAAUCGUGAUGCGGGAGGUAGACGACUCCCAGAGCCAGUGAGGCAGCAGCGAGUAGCGGCAGCGGCGCGACACUUGAUUGUAAAUCACCAGUGCCAUCACCGAGAUUGGGGCAUGCUUGAAGGGCAGCACCAGUGCGAGCUGUGCCGGGACUUUUUGCCAGCCUACCUUUAUGAAUGUCGGCAAUGUAGACUGGCUGUCUGUAGGAGCUGUCGUUUCCAACGACUAUAA
This is a messenger RNA of Neurospora tetrasperma FGSC 2508, 1347 nucleotides long. RefSeq lists its product as uncharacterized. Bases 1 to 1347 code for a protein of 448 amino acids. Lineage: Eukaryota; Fungi; Ascomycota; Sordariomycetes; Sordariales; Sordariaceae. The record is from RefSeq and is a predicted model, not a curated record. Gene Ontology annotation, cellular component: ubiquitin ligase complex; cytoplasm. Gene Ontology annotation, molecular function: ubiquitin conjugating enzyme binding; ubiquitin protein ligase activity; zinc ion binding. Gene Ontology annotation, biological process: positive regulation of proteasomal ubiquitin-dependent protein catabolic process; ubiquitin-dependent protein catabolic process; protein polyubiquitination. The transcript is spliced from 2 exons.